UCCUCCUCCUCCUCAUCCUCCUCCUCCUCGGCUGUCUGCUGUAUCGCUGGCUCCCCCCUCCCAGCCCCCCUCCCAGCCCCUGACAAGCCAGACGAUACGUUGACUGAGCGGAGAAGAAAACCUCUCCCAGCCGGCUGCUGCAUGGAGGAGAAGCAGAGGAGGAAGAGGAGCAGAAGGAGCUGUUUAUCUACACCACACUGGCAUCCAUCUUGAUGACCUACCACCAACUCCUCCUCCUCCUCUUGCUUCGCUCUGACCUGUACCUCUCCGACCUCCGAUCUCAUGGAUCUGGAACCUUCCGCAAGAGUUUUCUGCAGCAUCCCUGAAACUUAAACACCUUACUUUCUUCAACCGCCCGUCACUUCCUGUCCCGUCUUCGACCGGACUGACGGCCUCCAGCAUGUCCGAGGGGCUGCUGCAGGUGGAGAUCCCAGACUUCGGCAGCAGCGUGUUGGGCAGCCUGAACGAGCAGCGGCUGCUGGGUCAGUACUGCGACGUGUCCAUCCUGGUGCAGGGUCAGGCCUUCAAAGCACACCGGGCCGUCCUGGCCGCCUCCUCGCUCUACUUUAGAGACCUGUUCAGCUCUGCGGCCGACCCCUCCUCCUCGGCCUCCUCGCCGUCGCCCUCCCAGAUGGUGUUUGAGCUGCCGUCUUCGGUGACGCCGACAUGCUUCCAGCAGAUUCUGUCCUUCUGCUACACUGGCCGCCUCAGCAUGGCCGCCAGCGAGCAGCUGGUGCUAAUGUACACCGCCGGAUACCUGCAGAUCCAGAACAUCGUGGAGCGAGGCAUGGAACUGAUGAUGAUGAAGGCUGCGUCCUCCCCGCUCUGCUGCGACUCUCAGACAACGUCAGCAGAUGAGCUCGGGGGCUACGACGGCCCUACGGUCCAGCAGCAGCACGGCGGCCCCCAGCUGCAGGAGAGAGGUCUGGACCAGCCGUCCCUGAGCCCAGCGGAGCUGCUGCUCACGGUCAGCAGGAUCAAGCAGGAGAGAGCCGAUACUCCCCCCACGGAGGAGAACGACGAAGGAGGAGGAGGAGGAGAUGGAGCCAGAAUGGACGUGGUGGGGGAGCUGCAGGCCUCCAGGACCAGCGCUCUCUGCUACCUGAGUGCAGCCGGAGGUGUGGUUCCGGGUCUGCAGUCAUACCUGCUGGCAGGCGGGGGCCGCUCCAGUCCCGGGGGGUCCAGUCUUCCCACGGACUCACCUCCCUCUCACCCCCCCACAGAGGAGGAGCUGGAGGAGGACUACUACAGCAACGCCGUCCACCCGGGGGUCUACCAGCACAUCUAUGGUCACCCUGGAAACCCCUACAUCCAGGAGAAGCUUGAGAUGUUGCCCCUCCCACUGGCGAACGAGCGCCGGCCCUGCGUUCUGGUUGGCCGGGACAACAUGGCCCUGCCCGCCAGCCUGAUCAGUCAGAUCGGCUACCGCUGCCAUCCGUCGCUCUACACGGAGGGAGACCCCGGGGAGAAGGUGGAGCUGGUGGCAGGUUCAGGUGUGUUCAUGACGCGCGGACAGCUGAUGAACUGUCACCUGUGUGCCGGAGUCAAGCACAAGGUGCUGCUCAGGAGGCUGCUGGCCACCUUCUUCGACAGAAACACUCUGGCCAAUAGCUGCGGGACGGGGAUCCGAUCAUCCACCAACGAUCCAACCCGGAAGCCCCUGGACAACCGAGUGUUAAACACCGUCAAAUUGUACUGUCAGAACUUCGCUCCGAACUUUAAGGAAAGCGAGAUGAACGUCAUUGCGGCCGACAUGUGCACGAACGCCCGCAGAGUUCGUAAACGUUGGCUCCCAAAGAUCCAGUCACUUCUCCCCGACGGCCUGGCCGCCUCGGCCUCCCCCCACCCCCGCAAGAGCAAAAGAGGAGGUGGCGGAGGAGGAGCGGGCGGAGAGCCGGUGCCGCCGUCUGGCGUCAGCACCUUUGAGCUGGACCUGCGGCAGCUCGGUGCCUCCUACCUCAGCCUGGAGGCUCCGGCCUACGCCGACCGACGGGAGCGGGAGGCUCCGGGGGAGAAGGAGAAGGAGGCCCCGGCCGCCCUCCUGCCUCACCUGCAGUUUGCGGGGUCUCGCGGGGGAGGAGGAGGAGGAGGAGGAGGUAGAGGGCCGAUGGAGGAGAGGCUGAUGGGAGGGGAGGCAGACGGGGAGGCGGGACUACAGACUGAACCUCCCCCAGAACUCCCCCUCUCCCUGUCCACCUCUUCAUCCUCCUCCGCCUCCUCCUCGCACCCCUCCCCCCAGCCGGCAGAGCCCGCCCCCGCUCACAGGGGACUGGCUGAAGCAGACGAGAGGGGGCCGGAGCCUCUGGAAGACAGCCAAUAAGCUUUCUACUGCAUUUGCCUACCUGUAUGUAAACAACACAAUAGCUACCUGUACCCGCCCCGUCCGUCUGUCCCCUACCCUCCCCGUCCCUCUGUCUACCUGUCUGUCCCCCUACCUCACUACCUGUCUGCCCAUCUACGGCCCUGUCCCAAUACAUCCCCUACCCCUACUUUUCAGCCCUACCCCUAAAUUUUACGUGUUCCCGUGAGGGUGGUGGUGUCCCAAUUCCUAUUUUCACCUAGUGGUAGUGUGCUUAUUUAGGGGUAGUGCUUAUGACUCUAGCCCUACACAGCUAGGGAGUUCAGAUGCACCCUAGUUGACCUAGGGCCAGAAAAAUUUCCCAGAAUGCUUUUCGUCGUCAUUUGCGGACUGAAUCAAAAAAAAAACAUGGCGGACAUUUCUUAUUUUUUAGUGAAUAAAAUCAAUAUUUUGAGUUAGUUUCUGCAUAAAAAUGCGUUUUGAUUACAUUUCUAGCGUGAAAUAUAUAUUUGACUUUCAUAAUAUUCACUCAGUGAAUGUACAUAAUCACUCGCUUGCCCGUUGUUGCCAAGUCUUUUUCAAACUUCUCCAGAAUAAAGGCUGAUUUAUGGUUCCGCGUUACACCAACGCAGAGCGGUGCGCGUCGCCGCGUACCCUACGCCGUAGGCUCUGCAUUGAUUUAAUGCGGAACCAUAAAUCAGCUCCGGAGCAGGCAGGCAGAAAUCCCGAAAUUUUCGGAGCAAAUUUCUUAACAGGCGUAGCCACAGCUGUUAGAUUUCAUCUAUUAAACCAACAUUUAUCUUCCUAAAUUAUUUAUUUCAGCCAGCAGUAAUUCUCCACAGAGCUGCAGGUUUCUCCCCGGACCAGCGGCUCUUCUCAUCGCCGAAAACAUCGGAUCAAAUUUCUUAACAGGCGUUAUUUGGAUAAACUGAGCCCAGGUUGGGGAUCUUAACGGUUACUUUUACGCUUGAAAAAAUAUUAAAACUUAAUAAAGUGGCAUAUUAACAGCGCUACAGCUGAAAUGAAAACAGCUUUUAUCUCUGGGCUUCCUGAUAUGGUGUGACGUAUGUGCAAACGUAACUACGCAGUCGCUUACGUACCCGAACGUAAACCACGCAGUGACGUAGCAAGCAAAAUUUAGGGGUAGUGCUGAAAAGUAGGUGUAGGGGGAGUAUUGGGACUGGGCCCUGGGAAGAUUUCAAGUGCCCUAAAAUCUGUGGCUUCUUUUUUAGGGGUAGUGGUAGAAAGUAAGGGGUGUAUUGGGAUUGGCCCUACCUCUCCCGUCUGUCCACCUGUCUGCC
This is a messenger RNA of Cololabis saira (Pacific saury), 3600 nucleotides long. RefSeq names its product nucleus accumbens-associated protein 2. Gene Ontology annotation, molecular function: DNA-binding transcription factor activity, RNA polymerase II-specific; RNA polymerase II cis-regulatory region sequence-specific DNA binding; protein binding. The transcript has 8 exons. Gene Ontology annotation, biological process: regulation of transcription by RNA polymerase II. The coding region runs from base 401 to 2320 and encodes 639 amino acids. Lineage: Eukaryota; Metazoa; Chordata; Actinopteri; Beloniformes; Belonidae. The record is from RefSeq and is a predicted model, not a curated record.